Molecule: messenger RNA, 2071 nt
Organism: Anopheles cruzii
Lineage: Eukaryota; Metazoa; Arthropoda; Insecta; Diptera; Culicidae
Gene: ABCB7
Product: iron-sulfur clusters transporter ABCB7, mitochondrial
Exons: 6
Coding region: 176-1972 (598 amino acids)
Biological process (GO): transmembrane transport; intracellular iron ion homeostasis
Cellular component (GO): mitochondrial inner membrane
Molecular function (GO): ATP binding; ABC-type transporter activity; ATP hydrolysis activity
Source: RefSeq, a predicted model, not a curated record
UCCGAGGCGACACAGAGACACGGUGUCAAGACGAUACUAUGCCACCGGACCACAGGGUGGUGAUGGCACCGGAAACGCCCUGCGGCAUAUAUUUCAGAAGAAGAAACAACGCCACCAUCCGGCGUCCGGCGAAUCGAUUGGCAGCUACGAUGGGCCGGCAGUGACCGCCACCGAUAUGAUUAAGGCGAUGGCCACGUACAUUUGGCCCAAGGAUGACGCCCUGGUGCGGAAGAGAGUCUUGAUAUCUUUGAGCUUACUCGGAGGAGCGAAAGUACUGAACGUGUGCGUUCCGUUCCUGUUCAAAAUGGGCGUCGAUAACCUGAACGUGCUGAGCAUGGACACGGUACCGGAGGCGGCCUCAGCCCUCACCAUCUCGGUCCUGUUGGGGUAUGGCAUUGCACGCGCCGGAGCUGCGGGUUUCAACGAGCUGCGGAAUGCCGUCUUUGCCCGCGUGGCUCAGCAUUCGAUACGAAAGAUCGCUACCAAUGUGUUCCUGCAUUUGCACAAUCUCGACCUACAGUUUCACCUUAGCAAGCAAACGGGUGCCCUUUCGAAGACCAUCGAUCGAGGAUCGCGAGGCAUCAACUUUGUGCUCACGGCGAUGGUGUUUAACGUUGUUCCGACGGUGUUUGAGUUGGCGCUCGUCUCCUCGAUCCUCGGCAUGAAGUGUGGCCUUGCGUACGCGGCCCUUUCGAUGGGGUGCGUCGGCGUGUACAGCGCAUACACUCUGGCCGUGACGCAGUGGCGCACCAAGUACCGAAUCUACAUGAACCAGGCGGAAAACGAGGCCGGCAAUAAGGCCGUCGAUUCGCUCAUCAACUACGAAACGGUAAAGUAUUUCAACAACGAGCAGUACGAAGCGACCCGCUACGAUCGAGUGCUGCAGAAGUACGAGGCGGCCAGCCUGAAGACGAGCACCAGCUUGGCGAUCCUGAACUUUGGCCAGAAUGCGAUUUUCAGCGUUGCGCUGAGCGCCAUCAUGGUGAUGGCCGCGAACGAGAUCGCUCGGGGCAACAUGACGGUCGGGGAUUUGGUGAUGGUGAACGGGUUGCUGUUUCAGCUCUCGAUUCCGCUCGGGUUUCUCGGGAGCGUUUACCGGGAGGUUCGCCAGGCGCUACUCGAUAUGCGUACCAUGUUCACGCUAAUGGGAGUGGAAAGCGCCAUUCAGAACCGUUCCAAUGCGCUUCCGUUGGAUGUGCGCCGGGAGACGGCUUCGAUCGAGUUCCGCAACGUUGGUUUCCGGUACGCGCAGAGCAAUGACAUUUUCAAGGAUCUUUCCUUCACGAUACCGCCCGGUGUAAAGAUUGCCAUCGUCGGUGGGUCGGGCUCGGGCAAGUCCUCGAUGGUGCGGUUACUGUAUCGAUUCUUCGAACCGACGGCGGGCGAGAUUCGGAUCAAUGGGCAAAACAUUCGCGAAGUGGAUCUGCAAAGUUUGCGACGUGCGAUCGCUGUGGUGCCGCAGGAUUCGGUACUCUUCCACGACACCAUCCGCCACAACAUUCACUACGGUGAUCUGUCGCGAUCGCAAGCCGAACUGGAGGAUGCGGCCCGUAUGGCGGAUCUGCACGACUCCAUUCUGCAGUGGCCCAAACAGUACGACACGCAGGUCGGCGAACGGGGACUGAAGCUGUCCGGGGGAGAGAAACAACGGGUGGCCAUCGCGCGGGCCAUUCUAAAGAACUCACCCAUCCUGGUGUUCGAUGAAGCGACAAGCAGUUUGGAUUCCAUCACCGAGCAAAACAUACUGCAAGCCCUGGCCCGGGCAACGGAUAAUCGUACCAGCAUCUGCAUUGCUCAUCGGCUUUCGACGGUGAUGGAUGCGGAUGAAAUAUUGGUGCUUGAAAACGGACGCAUUGGACAGCGGGGAACACACGAUCAGCUGCUGCGGAGCGGAGGUCUGUACACCAAGCUGUGGGACACACAGAAUCGUCUGCACAGUGGCACCAAAACGAUCGGCGAAGGGAAUCAUUGAGCCUCGGAUGCGAAAGUUUGCACCAGGCGAGGCGAACGCAAUGGAAUCGAACUUUGCCAACGGUUGUUGACUAUUUUUAAGACAAAACGAAAAGAAAAC